Molecule: messenger RNA, 1550 nt
Organism: Suricata suricatta (meerkat)
Lineage: Eukaryota; Metazoa; Chordata; Mammalia; Carnivora; Herpestidae
Gene: CA7
Product: carbonic anhydrase 7
Exons: 7
Coding region: 119-913 (264 amino acids)
Biological process (GO): regulation of intracellular pH
Cellular component (GO): cytoplasm
Molecular function (GO): carbonate dehydratase activity; zinc ion binding
Source: RefSeq, a predicted model, not a curated record
UCCCGCGCGCCGCAGCUUUAAGAGGCUGUUCGGCGAUAGCGAGCCGGGCCGGAGCCGCAGCCGGAGCCAGCGGAACUGAGCGAGCAGGCAGGUGCACGGCUGUGGGGACGACAGCGGCAUGACUGGCCACCACGGCUGGGGCUACGGCCAGAACGACGGCCCCUCACAGUGGCACAAGUUGUAUCCCAUUGCCCAGGGAGACCGCCAGUCACCAAUCAACAUCGUGUCCAGCCAGGCUGUGUACUCGCCCAGCCUGAAGCCACUGGAGCUUUCCUACGAGGCCUGCAUAUCCCUCAGCAUCGCCAACAAUGGCCACUCUGUCCAGGUGGACUUCAAUGAUAGCGAUGAUCGAACUGUGGUGACUGGGGGGCCCUUGGAUGGGCCAUACCGGCUCAAGCAGUUCCAUUUCCACUGGGGCAAGAAGCACAGUGUGGGCUCAGAGCACACGGUGGAUGGCAAGUCAUUCCCCAGUGAGCUGCACCUCGUGCACUGGAACGCCAAGAAGUACAGCACCUUUGGGGAGGCAGCCUCAGCACCUGACGGCCUGGCUGUGGUCGGUGUCUUCUUGGAGACAGGGAAUGAGCACCCCAGCAUGAACCGUCUGACAGAUGCGCUCUACAUGGUUCGGUUUAAGGGAACCAAGGCCCAGUUCAGCUGCUUCAACCCCAAGUGCCUCCUGCCUGCCAGCCGGCACUACUGGACCUACCCGGGCUCCCUGACGACGCCCCCACUGAGCGAGAGUGUCACCUGGAUCGUGCUCCGGGAACCUAUCAGCAUCUCAGAGAGGCAGAUGGAGAAGUUCCGAAGCCUGCUUUUCACCUCAGAGGACGAUGAGAGAAUCCACAUGGUAAACAACUUCCGGCCACCACAGCCACUGAAGGGCCGUGUGGUCAAGGCCUCUUUCCAGGCCUGAGCUGCCUACCUACCCAGCUGGCCACUAGAGUACCAUUUUCCCAAGGGCUUCCACGUCAGCAGACACCAAACCAUCUGAGGCUCCCUGCCUGGGGGGUGCUGCGGACCCCCCCAUUCAGCUGGCUUGCUCCAUGGCCACCCUGGAGGAUUCUUGAUGGGACCCUCAAGUCAAGGGCACCCUUCAGCUGGGGACAGGAAGGACAGGAGCUGAGCACAGUCCAAGCCUGACGCUGCCUCUGCUCUCCAAGACCCAAAGGUCCCUGGGAAUCCCCACUGGCAGUGACAGCAGCCCCACCCUGAGCUCACACUGUGAUGGACGAGACUGAGCUCCCUGGGGCAGGCAGCCGACAUUGCCAGAAAGACUCAAGCAAUAAUUAGAGGUGGGCAGAGCUGCCCUCUCGGCGUUACCUCUUCUGCAGGCCUCUGCCACGCACGAACCUCACUGCCGGGCCAUUAAAAUCAGCACCCAGCCUGCUGGAGAUGACAUGGCCUUUUCCCUCCAGCCACCUGCUGCCAUGGGCAGACACUGGCUAUGGCUUAGGGUAGUAUCUUCCCUCAUCCCCACCCAGCCACCAGAGCCACUUACAUGACAAUCCAUCCAUGCAAUGAUUAAUAAACUCAUUUAUUCCUGCAACAAA